AUGGUCCGUCUCUGCGGCCUUCGUCUUCGUCUUGCUCUCGCGCCCCUGGUUUCGGCCCCCGUGACUGGACGGGCAUGGAGUAGGACGGCACCUCUGCGCUUCCUCAGCACACAGACACAGUCAUCCAGCAUAAGACCAGAGUACGUGCCUCUUCGGAAACAGCUCAAGGACGAGGCCAGGGCGAAACGGAGGGACAAAGGGAGGGACAAGGGGAGGGACAAGUCGCAGGUCGAGGGAUGGGAGUUGACGGUGGGCAUCGAGGUGCAUGCUCAGUUGGAUACGGACGUGAAGCUGUUUUCCAGAGCCUCUGCUGGCCAUGAAGAUGCGCCGAAUGCGAAUGUUGCGCUGUUCGACCUCGCGUUUCCCGGGAGUCAGCCAUGGUUCCAAGCUGCGACGCUGAUACCGGCGCUGAGGGCUGCCAUAGCCUUUGGCUGCGAGAUACAGAGCGUCAGCCAUUUCGACCGGAAGCACUACUUCUACCAGGACCAGCCUGCCGGCUACCAGAUCACGCAGUAUUAUGAACCGUACGCGAGAUCGGGCGCCCUCUACCUGUACCCCCACGACGGCAUAGCGGCCGAAGACGGCGAGUCGGUGCGAGUCGGCAUCAAGCAGAUACAGAUGGAACAGGACACGGCCAAGUCGCAGGAACUCCCCUCGCACGCCGUCCUGCUCGACUUCAACCGCGUAUCCCGCCCGCUCAUCGAAAUCAUCACCCUGCCCGAGAUCCACUCGCCCGCCACGGCAGCAGCCUGCGUGAGGAAGAUACAGUCCAUCCUGCAGUCAUGCGGCGCCGUCAACACCGGCAUGGAGAUGGGCGGUCUACGUGCUGACGUUAACGUAUCUGUGCGACGAACGGGUGAUGUAGCUGGUGCACACGGGUACGAGGGCAUAUCCGGCCUGGGCCAGCGGACAGAGAUCAAGAACCUGAGCAGUUUCAAGGCGGUCGAGGAUGCGAUCAUCGCCGAACGGGACCGGCAGAUAGCUGUGCUUGACGCUGGCGGGAAGAUCGAGGGUGAGACUCGUGGCUGGACGAUAGGGAGCACGGAGACCAGGAAACUGCGUGAGAAAGAAGGGUCGGUUGAUUAUAGAUAUAUGCCGGACCCUGAUAUCGCGCCGGUGAUAGUCGGUCGGGACCUGGUCGAGGCGCUGCGUGCAAGCAUGCCGCCGGCCCCAGACGAGAUGCUGAAGACACUGAUGCAGGAGUAUUCGCUGACGAUGGAAGACUCGAAGCCGCUGGUCGAGCUCGACGACUGCGCGCGGCUAGAAUAUUACCAGGACGCCGUCGACGCUCUCAUAUCGAUGCAAGACACAAGUACCGGCACAAGUGAACCAGGCAGGUCGAUAGGCAACUGGGUCCUGCACGAACUCGGCGGCCUCUUCAGCAAGUCCGACUCGCCCUGGGACGCCCAGCGAGUGCCGGCCGCGAGCCUGGCAGCGAUCGUACACCUACUCACCACCGGCAAGAUCACCGGCAGCACGGCCAAGUCGCUGCUGGCCACGAUCUUCGACGGCGACGACCAGGGCCGGACGGUGCAGGAGAUCGUGGAGCAAGAAGGCCUGACGCUGCGGCCGCUGUCGAGGGAAGAGUACGUCGCGAUGGCGCAGGAGGUGAUGGCCAAACACCCGCAGAUGGUCGCUCAGAUCCAGCAGGGGCAGCAGGGCAAGAUCGGUUUCUUCGUCGGCCAGAUCAAGCGCAUGGGGGAGAAGGGCAGAGUCGAAGCCCAGCGCGCCGAGCAGGCCAUCCGCUCUCUCUUAUCCCUAUAA
Molecule: messenger RNA, 1764 nt
Organism: Arthroderma uncinatum
Lineage: Eukaryota; Fungi; Ascomycota; Eurotiomycetes; Onygenales; Arthrodermataceae
Product: mitochondrial cytochrome c oxidase assembly factor
Exons: 4
Coding region: 1-1764 (587 amino acids)
Biological process (GO): glutaminyl-tRNAGln biosynthesis via transamidation; mitochondrial translation
Molecular function (GO): glutaminyl-tRNA synthase (glutamine-hydrolyzing) activity
Source: RefSeq, a predicted model, not a curated record